Messenger RNA from Lolium rigidum, 353 nucleotides. RefSeq lists its product as uncharacterized. The transcript has 3 exons. NCBI's taxonomy places the organism in Eukaryota, Viridiplantae, Streptophyta, Magnoliopsida, Poales, Poaceae. Gene Ontology annotation, biological process: meiotic DNA double-strand break formation. The record is from RefSeq and is a predicted model, not a curated record. The coding region runs from base 6 to 353 and encodes 115 amino acids.
GGCGAAUGCUACGGGAGCGUUCGGCCGAGGCGUUCGCUGCGGCCGCGGCUGAGGAGGUCGGGGCGAGGCUCUACGUCGCCGAUUUCUUCGCGCGCGCCUUCGCCCUCGCGGGUGAUGUCGAGGCUUUUGCAAAUGCUCUUGUUCACAAUCAUUCCAGCACCUUGGACUCCACUAAUCCAAUUCUGAAGAAGAGCAAGAUCAAUGAUAUAAGAGGACUCCAAAACUUGGCCAAGUCAUUAUCUGGACAGCGUUCUGUUCAGGCACAAUCUGCUGAAUACACAAAUUUCCACCGCGAGCCUUAUUUCACGAGCGUGGCCAUGAUUUUUCAAUUCUUCAGCUGUCUAGUGCCUUGA